AAUAAAUGUCCCUUAUCAUAUUAAUCCUCUAUCCAACAUAAACUCAUUUCUUCUUCAAAAAUUUCUUUAACUUAGAAAAAGAGAGAGAAAAAGAAAAGAAAUCUCUCAGAAACAAUGGCAGCUUGCACUGUCUACUCAACACAAUCCUUAAGAACAAACAUCUCAAUUCCAACAUCAUCAAAAACAAAUGUUGCCUUCCAUCAAAAACAAGUACUUUUCUUCACAACAAACAAGAAAAGCAACAACAGAAGAGCAAACAGCAACAAAAGAUACUUGAUAACAUGUGCAGCAGGAGACUCACAGACAAUUGUGAUAGGUCUAGCAGCUGAUUCAGGUUGUGGAAAAAGUACUUUCAUGAGAAGACUCACAAGUGUGUUUGGAGGAGCAGCUGAGCCACCUAAAGGUGGUAAUCCUGAUUCAAACACUCUUAUAAGUGACACAACAACUGUGAUAUGUUUGGAUGAUUAUCAUUCUUUGGAUAGAACUGGUAGAAAAGAGAAAGGUGUUACUGCACUUGAUCCAAGAGCUAAUGAUUUUGAUCUCAUGUAUGAACAAGUUAAAGCUAUUAAAGAUGGAAAAUCUGUUCAAAAACCUAUUUAUAAUCAUGUUACUGGUCUUUUGGAUGCUCCUGAGCUUAUUAAACCACCAAAAAUCCUUGUCAUCGAAGGUCUUCAUCCAAUGUAUGAUUCUAGAGUUAGAGAACUCUUGGACUUCAGUAUUUACUUAGACAUUAGUAAUGAGGUGAAGUUUGCUUGGAAAAUUCAGAGAGACAUGGCAGAACGUGGACACAGUCUUGAAAGUAUCAAGGCUAGCAUUGAAGCAAGAAAGCCUGAUUUUGAAGCUUUUAUUGAUCCACAAAAGCAGUAUGCAGAUGCAGUGAUAGAAGUGUUACCAACUCAACUCAUCCCCGAUGAUAACGAGGGAAAGAUUUUACGAGUAAGGUUGAUACAGAAAGAGGGUGUCAAAUACUUUAGCCCGGUUUACUUGUUCGACGAAGGCUCAACAAUUUCAUGGAUACCAUGUGGAAGGAAACUCACAUGUUCUUACCCCGGAAUCAAAUUCUUCUAUGGACCAGAAACCUACAAAGGAAACGAGGUCUCAGUUGUGGAGAUGGAUGGACAAUUCGACAGACUAGAUGAACUUAUAUAUGUUGAGAGCCAUUUAAGCAACUUAUCAUCCAAAUUCUAUGGAGAAGUUACUCAACAAAUGUUGAAGCAUGCUGAUUUCCCUGGUAGCAACAAUGGAACAGGUCUCUUCCAAACCAUAGUUGGUUUGAAGAUAAGAGAUUUGUUUGAGCAGAUAGUAGCAAGCAGGGCUGAGACUCCAGUAGGAGCUGCUAAAGCUUAGGAAGAAUUUGCCUUACAAAUACAUAAUAUUAUUGGAAAAGGGAGUAAUUGAAUUUUAUUCUAAAAAAAUAAUUUCUCACUUUUGUGUUUUCCACAGUUCCUGUAUUGUAUGUUGUUUUGUGUAUGAAAAGACUCUUGCUUGUAUUUAUUUAUGUAAUGUAAUAUGUUGUUACUUAUAAUAUAGAGGAGGAGAAAACAGGACUGAGAUUUCAGUUAUGUUCAUGUCCAA
This is a messenger RNA of Vicia villosa (hairy vetch), 1575 nucleotides long. RefSeq names its product phosphoribulokinase, chloroplastic-like. The record is from RefSeq and is a predicted model, not a curated record. Gene Ontology annotation, cellular component: chloroplast; cytoplasm. Gene Ontology annotation, biological process: carbohydrate metabolic process. The coding region runs from base 115 to 1347 and encodes 410 amino acids. NCBI's taxonomy places the organism in Eukaryota, Viridiplantae, Streptophyta, Magnoliopsida, Fabales, Fabaceae. The transcript has 5 exons. Gene Ontology annotation, molecular function: ATP binding; phosphoribulokinase activity.